GGCGGUGUCGGGCGGGUGCGCGGGGCGGCCGGGAGCGGCCGGGCCGGGGCUGCGGCGGGCGAGCGAGCGGCCGGGCCGGGCCGGGCCCCGCCAUGGCGGCCGAGGGGAAGGUGACGGGGCAGAGCCAGGAGCAGUUCCUGCUGCUGGCCAAGGCGGCCCGUGGCGCCGCGCUCGCCAGCCUGAUCCACCAGGUGCUGGAGGCCCCGGGCAUCUACGUGUUCGGGGAGCUGCUGGACAUGCCCGCCGUCCGCGAGCUGGCCGACAGCGAGUUCUCCCCCGUGUUCCGCCUCCUUACUAUCUUCGCCUACGGCACCUACGCGGACUACCUGGCUGAAGCAGCAAACCUCCCUCCCUUGACAGAGGCCCAGAAGAACAAACUGAGGCACCUGUCAGUCGUCACUCUGGCUGCCAAGAUCAAGUGCAUCCCCUACUCAGUGCUGCUGGAGCAGUUGCAGCUGAAGAAUGUCCGGCAGCUGGAGGACCUGGUGAUUGAGGCUGUGUAUGCAGAUGUGCUGCGAGGGAGCUUGGAUCAACGGAACCAGCGCCUGGAGGUGGAUUACAGCAUUGGGAGGGACAUCCGGAGGGAGGAGCUUAGCACCAUCACCCGCACAUUGCAGGAGUGGUGCCAGGGCUGCGAGGUCGUGCUGUCGGGCAUUGAAGAGCAGGUCAGCCGGGCCAACCAGCACAAAGAACAACAGCUGGCCCUGAAGCAGCAGAUCGAGAACGAGGUGGCAAACCUGAAGAAGACCAUUAAAGUGACAACAGCAGCCGCUGCAGCAGCCACGUCCCAAGACCCAGAGCAGCACCUCACGGAGCUCAGGGAGCCGGCCCCUGGCACCAACCAGCGCCAGGCGAGCAAGAAAACCUCCAAAGCCAAAGGGCUCCGGGGCAGCACGAAGAUUUGGUCUAAGUCAAACUAGUUGGAUCUCCCUUCACAACUGGGAGGGCAGCGUCUCCCUCCUUUUCAUCGCAGCAUUUCACACUCUGAGCUUCAGGUUGUACGCGUUGCUGUUUCCCCAACUGCUCAAGCCCCUUCGCCACGGCCACGUGUUUCUCUCUUUCUCUCUCCCUGUCUUUUGACAGGUCAAUUUCAGGAGCCAUAGAGGUGUGACAGUCACCUUGGCACCCCCAGGGCAUCACAAGAGCUUGGAAAGAGGGUGCUGGUGCGCAGCAGUCGUUUUGGCUCUAGCAGACCCCCUGGGAUACUUUGCUCCAGGACACCGUCUUUGAUUGUUUAAUCUUUGUUUUGCUAGGUGGGAGGGUAGUUUUUGAAGGGAUUCUUUUAAAAAAUAUAUAAAUAUAUUAUAAAUAUAUAUAAAACAAUAAAAAUAUAGAUCUAUGGACAUAUCUAUACAAACCUGCGCUCCUGUGGGUGGCAUCUCUUUGCCUUGUACACCAAUUCUGAGGGUUCCAAAAUAAGCUGUGAUAUUUAGAGCCUUUGUCCCAUUUUGGGGUGGAAUAUCCUUAAAACACUAGGUUCCUUUUUCAGAGGUAGUGCCACAGUACCUCUAUUGGGAUGAGAGUCCAUAGAACAGAAAUUAAUCAUAAAUCUUAUUUAAAG
Molecule: messenger RNA, 1561 nt
Organism: Motacilla alba alba
Lineage: Eukaryota; Metazoa; Chordata; Aves; Passeriformes; Motacillidae
Gene: COPS7A
Product: COP9 signalosome subunit 7A
Exons: 8
Coding region: 93-920 (275 amino acids)
Biological process (GO): COP9 signalosome assembly
Cellular component (GO): COP9 signalosome
Source: RefSeq, a predicted model, not a curated record